AUGUAUCGAUCAGAGGUGCAUCUAAAUCCAAGUAAUCUAGUCAAUAACGUUACCAAUGCAUCUAUGGAAGUUAAUGUCACCAAGGUAUCCGGAAUUAAAAGGCACAGAGAUGUCAGUGAAGGUCCACCGUUGAAAAAGGCAUACAAUGGUUUGGGGUUUACGAUAAGUCUGCAGGCUUUGACCCGAGCAGCAGAAUUAAUAACUUCCGGAUCAAAAUCUCCUGUCUCGGCUCUGAACGAACUCGGUGUCAAGGUGGCUUACAACUUGCUGGACUAUAGGGGCCCAGCGCACUGUCCAAGUUUCACUAUUUCUGUAACAGUAGCAAAUCAAACAUUCAAAGGUCACGGCACUAGCAAAAGAGAUGCGCGCGCGCAGGCGGCCAGAAAUUGCAUCGAGUCGUUGCUGGCGACGGCUGGACAAGUUCUGCCAGAUAAGAAUCAGCAGGAUUUCAGUAGCGAUCUAGAUGCGCUUGCGCCGAGUACGCAAUUCCAAAAUACGCCAUCUUUUGCCAACGGGAUACAAAAGGAGUUGUCCAGCGCGAAGACUACUCUAACAGAAAUUAGAACAUCUCCGCCAUUACCCGUUGAAACUUUGUCUCCCUUCACGCCAACACAAGCCCUACCCACCGCCAACAAAAGCCCUAUUAAUGUCUUGUAUGAGAGCUUCCCUGGUGUCACAUUUCAUACCACUUUUGGGGACGGUACACCAAUAGAGACGGAAAAUGCAUGCCUAUCGCUACAUCACAGCAUGCGCUUCAAGACUGUAUGCACCGUUAAUGAUAAGUGUUUCGAAGGAUAUGGUUCUAGUAAAAAGCAAGCCAAGUUGGCUGCGUCAAGGUCAGCUAUCGCCAGCUUGAUGUGUAUGGUACCAGCUUCUGACGUGGAGAACUGCGUGUCUACUUCACUACCGCAGCAUUUAGCCGACCACGUGUCUAAAUUGGUCACUGAGAAGUUCAAUGAACUGAUGCGCAACGACCCGGUACACUUGAAGCGAAAAGUGCUGGCUGGAAUCGUAAUGACGGUGGACAAUCAAACAGAAAAGUCAAAGAUCAUAGCCGUGUCCACGGGUACGAAGUGCGUGUCCGGUGAAUACAUGUCGGUGACUGGGCGAGCUGUCAACGACUGUCAUGCUGAGGUGGUGGCGCGGCGCUGUUUGCAGCGGUACUUAUAUCAUCAGUUAUUGAUGUACGCACAAUCUGAGAAUCCACGUAAGCCGAUAGAAGAUUCAGAUCUAACUCCAUUACCUGAAGGCGGUUACAAGCUGAAGGAGAAUAGACAAAUCCACUUGUAUAUAAGCACGGCACCCUGCGGAGACGGACGCAUUUUUAGUCCGCACGAGACGAAGGCGGAGCCGGACAGACAUCCAAACAGAUUCUCCCGAGGUCAACUCCGGAGCAAGAUAGAGUCUGGCGAAGGCACGAUACCUGUGAAGAGGUCCGCGUUCAUACAAACAUGGGACGGUGUGUUACAGGGCGAACGCCUAUUGACGAUGUCGUGUUCGGACAAGUUGGCUCGCUGGUGUGUCACCGGGGUGCAAGGUGCUCUGCUCUCGCGCAUACUAAAGCCGGUCUACCUAACUUCGGUCGUCCUUGGCUCGUUGCUACACCCGGGACAUAUGUAUAGGUGA
Messenger RNA from Leptosia nina, 1626 nucleotides. NCBI's taxonomy places the organism in Eukaryota, Metazoa, Arthropoda, Insecta, Lepidoptera, Pieridae. The record is from the annotation of a GenBank genome assembly.